AUGACAAAAUAUAUUUUCGUAACGGGUGGGGUUAUCUCAGGCAUUGGCAAAGGAAUCACGACGGCGUCCCUUGGCAGAUUGCUUAUCAACCGCGGGUUUAAAGUGAUUGUUGUCAAGAUCGAUCCGUAUCUCAAUGUGGAUGCAGGUGUGAUGAACCCAUUCCAACAUGGCGAGGUUUUCGUCACCCAUGAUGGCGCAGAAACCGAUCUGGAUAUAGGGAACUAUGAACGGUUUCUCGGCAUCGACCUGAAUAAGUAUUCUAACUUCACUACGGGUUCUGUCUAUAGUGAAGUGAUUGCGAAGGAGCGACGCGGGGACUACCUCGGUCAAACCGUGCAGCUGAUCCCACAUAUUACUGAUGAAAUCAAAGGCCGUAUUUAUCAAAUUGGGAAGGAUAACGAAGCCGAAAUCGUCAUUACGGAGAUAGGCGGAACGAUUGGUGACUUUGAGAUGCCACCUUUCGUUGAAGCCAUCCGCCAGAUGGCUGUUGAGGUCGGACGCGAGAACACAAUGUUCCUCCAUGUUUCUCUCAUUUAUACCUUACCUAAUGGCGAAAGCAAGAGCAAACCGACACAGCAUAGCAUCCGUAAACUUCAAGAGUUGGGGGUCCAGCCAGAUUUGUUGUUGUGUCGUAGUAGCGAGUCGCUGGAUGAGGCAUUUCGCCAGAAAAUCGCGCUCCUCUGUGGUAUUAGUGAAAAUUAUAUUUUUGAGGGGUUAGACACAAAAUGCGUAGAUGAAAUCCCCCUUAAUUUUGAGAGACAAGGCAUGGGGCAUCUCGUUUUAAAGAGACUCGGACUUGAAGCACGCCCACCAAUGGAUGCUGAAUGGGGCGCAAUGGUUGAAAAACUCAAAAAUCCGAAGCAGAAAGCUCGAAUCGCUAUUGUUGGAAAAUACACAACCGGCAGCGACGCGUAUAUUAGUGUACAGGAAGCACUCAAGCAUGGCGGGAUUGCUAACGAAGCCGCUGUUGAAAUUGAGUGGAUAGAAGCGGAAUCGCUUACAGAACAUCCGGACCUUGAGAGUGUUUUUCAGAACGCCGACGGGAUACUGGUUCCAGGCGGGUUCGGCUAUCGUGGGAUUGAAGGGAUGCUGGUGGCUGCGCGAUACGCCCGUGAAAAUAAGAUACCGUAUUUGGGAUUAUGCCUUGGAAUGCAGUGUUUGGUGAUUGAGUUUGCUCGACACGUUGCGAAACUAAAAAAUGCAAACAGCACGGAAGUAGAUGAAGAAACGCCUUACCCUAUUAUAGAUUUAAUGCAUGACCAGCGCGCGGUAGCUGACUUCGGCGCAACAAUGCGACUUGGGCAUUAUCCGUGUGUCCUCAAAGAGAAUACCAAAAGUUAUAUCGCCUAUCAACAACCUAUUAUCGUAGAGCGCCACCGUCACCGUUAUGAAUUGAAUAACCAACAUCGAUCGCAAUUAGAAUCGGCGGGUCUCUGUUUUAGUGGACUGUCGCCGGAUGAGAGCCUCGUCGAAAUUGCUGAGGUGACCGAGCAUCCGUGGAUGGUAGGUUCACAAUUUCACCCUGAAUUUCAAUCCAAACCGCUUGCGCCACAUCCGCUUUUCCGGGAUUUUAUCGCGGCGGUACUCUCCCACCAAUGCAAAGUUAAUCAUCCUGAAGAGGAAUAA
Molecule: messenger RNA, 1626 nt
Organism: Geodia barretti
Lineage: Eukaryota; Metazoa; Porifera; Demospongiae; Tetractinellida; Geodiidae
Source: the annotation of a GenBank genome assembly